This is a messenger RNA of Osmerus eperlanus (European smelt), 3972 nucleotides long. Its product is annotated as gap junction alpha-8 protein-like. Gene Ontology annotation, molecular function: gap junction channel activity. The transcript has 2 exons. Bases 168 to 1439 code for a protein of 423 amino acids. Gene Ontology annotation, cellular component: connexin complex. Gene Ontology annotation, biological process: cell-cell signaling; gap junction-mediated intercellular transport. Lineage: Eukaryota; Metazoa; Chordata; Actinopteri; Osmeriformes; Osmeridae. The record is from RefSeq and is a predicted model, not a curated record.
ACCAACCAUCAGAGCCGAUUCAUUCACAUCUGCUCAGUGGGGCGACAAGGACACGGCUUUAGGUGGGAAAGAGGGCAGAAAAAAGUUCACUAUUCCCUGCCGGGUGCCAAGAGAACGGGACAGGACUCGACUUCGCCGGAGCCGCAGCUGUGUGCUACGGACCGAUCAUGGGUGACUGGAGCUUUCUGGGUAAUAUUUUAGAGGAAGUGAAUGAGCACUCGACGGUGAUCGGCCGGGUGUGGCUCACGGUGCUCUUCAUCUUCCGCAUCCUCAUCCUCGGCACGGCGGCCGAGUUUGUGUGGGGAGACGAGCAGAGCGAUUAUGUCUGCAACACGCAGCAGCCUGGUUGCGAGAAUGUGUGUUACGAUGAGGCCUUCCCCAUCUCCCACAUCCGCCUGUGGGUCCUCCAGAUCAUCUUCGUCUCCACGCCGUCUCUGGUCUACGUGGGCCAUGCUGUACAUCACGUUCACAUGGAGGAAAAGCGCAAAGAGCGCGAGGAGGCGGAGCUUAGCCGUCAGCAGGAGCUAAGCGAGGAGCGGUUGCCGCUGGCGCCCGACCAGGGAAGCGUCCGCACCACCAAGGAGACGAGCACCAAGGGAAGUAAGAAGUUCCGCUUGGAGGGCACACUGCUGAGGACCUACAUCUGCCACAUCAUCUUCAAAACUCUGUUUGAGGUGGGAUUCGUUGUGGGCCAGUACUUCCUGUACGGCUUCCGCAUCCUGCCACUGUACAAGUGCAGCCGCUGGCCCUGCCCAAACACGGUGGACUGCUUCGUGUCUCGCCCCACAGAGAAGACCGUCUUCAUCAUCUUCAUGCUGGCCGUGGCCUGCGUCUCGCUCUUCCUCAAUUUCGUGGAGAUCAGUCACUUGGGCCUGAAGAAAAUACGCUUUGUCUUCAGGAAACCAGGUCCCGCCCCAGCCCAGGGUGAGGGCUCAUCCCCCCUGCCCCUCCCAGGGAAGAGCCUGCCCCCCCUGACCGUGCCUUCUCUGCAGAGGGCCAAGGGCUACCGGCUGCUCGAGGAGGAGAAGGUGCCCCCUGUCACACACCUGUACCCUCUGACAGAGGUGGGCAUGGAGGCUGGGAGGCUGGCACCACCCUUCCAGAGUCUGGAGGAGAAGCCGGAGGAGGUCUUGCCCAUGGAAGAAAUCUCUAAGGUGUAUGAUGAGACUCUUCCCUCCUACGCCCAGACCACUGAGACAGCAGGGGUGACACUACACCCGGAGGAGCCCGAGGAAGAGGUGCAGGCGAGGGAGGUGUCAGAGGAGAGGGUGGAGGAGGUGGUGGAUGAGGAGGAGGAGGUGGAGGAGGAGGUUGACGGGGAGGGUGGGCCACCUGCAGAGGUGGGGAUGGAGGCGGCAGAUACGAUAGAAGAUACGAGACCACUGAGCAGGUUGAGUAAGGCCAGCAGCAGGGCACGGUCAGACGAUCUCACUGUAUGAAACUGUGAGGGAAAACACACACACGAGCACAUACACUCUUUUACUCACAUUAGCUUACAUUGAAUGCAAGGGAGCAAACACAAAUCUAACUCAAAAUGACACUCUUAAACCAGCAAGACAUUCACCAACGAAAACAAACAGAUACCAACAGGGAUGUAUUGAAACAGUUAUUUUUACUAUUAGGACAAAUAUAGUAUAAUUCAAGAAGGCAAAAAAAAGUUACAUGAGUGUUUGCAAGAUCAGUUAAAUAUGAUAAAGUAGCAGUAAACGACAGGGGGAUAGAUAUUUUUAUGAAGCGUGUUCUGAAAUGGGACUAAAAUGUGCUGAGGAAAAAUACAGAGGAGCAGUUUUUACUUGUUGAAAAUCCAUGUUACAUUUUUAGAAACAUCUUUUUCUAUCAGAAGAGUUUAACAAUAUACAAAUGAAGGAUUACUAAUUUUCACAUUUCUAUGGGGGUGUGAGCAGGCAGGGAAAAGAGAGAUCAUAUUCUUCUUGUGUGUCUGCAAACCAGUAAUCUGACUGUAGUUAGGCUCUCCCACUCGCCUACAGUGACAUACUGCUGCAGGAGGCCUCAUGGUGCUGUAGUUAGGGCAGCUGCACACCAAGUCCUUGUACAGAAACACCAUAUGCCAGUAAGGGUACAGCUUUAUAGCUCUUAGACAAGACAAGAGUCAGAUUUUAAACUGAGAAAAAAAGGGUUUACCUUUUGCACAUCCAGACUCUGUGCAGGGUCAUUUUGGCAUUCACUUCCCCUGGAAUACCAGACAACGUUUCUCUAGAGACAAAGAAUAUCUCUCUCUCUGUUGAUGUUCAUAGGAAGGGUCAGAACAGCCAAUGACGAGAAGAGAAGAAAAAACAUAUAGACCACAUGUUGAAUGUCUCUUUUCAAUGUGAUUAUUCUACAUCUUAUUUUAUUUUGGAUAGCUUGUGUUUCGUGGCCUUGUGUGCAAAACUGUGUACUGUGAUAAUGACUGUUGUCUGUUUAAAAAAAGAGAGAGGAGUGCUCAUUUUGCCUGAUCACAGACUGACCAUAGUAGCGACCUCAGGCCAAAUCCGCUCUUUUCGUGCUGUACAAACAGGCGUCCGGACGAUAAAGAUCACGCACCAUCAGCACAAAGUAUUGUUGAAGCAGGGACAAUAAAAAAGAAACCGCUCUCAUCAAUGAAAACAAGCAUCCUUGACAUUGCUGUGAAAAAUCCCUGUACUUGAUUCUAUCUGACUACAUUAUAACCCCGUACCAAUAUGAAAUACCAGGGACAUGUUUACAGAAAAUUCAGAGAGACAAACAAUUAAGGGCAAAACUUUUGUACAUAAAGUCCUAUUUGGUGUCUAAUAAUGUACAUAAUGCCAUAAACGGUUAUUUUUAGUUAUUUUACUAUGUCUAGUGAAAUCAGAAUAGCUAUAUUGAAUGUGAAUUUUGAUCCACUUAAAUAAGCAAACCUUCCAGAUUAAAAAGCAGCAUCGUAAAAAAGCUAAUGCCCAUUUCAAGCACUCUGCUUCAUUGACUCCAUUGGGAGAGUUCUCAUAUCCUGAGCUUGUGUUCACGCCACAGUUGUGGUCCUUAAUUUGCCAGAUUUUCUUAAAUACCUUCCCUUUUUUCGAUAAGCUUGAUUAUCUUUAUUGAAUGGUUGAAAAUAAGCACAAAUAUCAAGUGUUAUCAUAACCAAAUCAAUAACUGACUGUACAAAGCGACGCCUUAACUAUAGCUUAUGUUGAUCACAUCUCUAGUUCACACCCUUACCCUCUCUGCUUCAUUCAAAUAGCUUUGCUGCUGUGUUGCUUUCCAGUGUAAUUUAAUGUGCCUUAUAUGUAAAUGUAAAUUCUCAAAUGUUACUAAGCUGUAAUGAGUAAAGUGCCUGUUGUUCUGGGAACUAUGUAAACGUCAUGUUUUAUUUGCAUUUCUUUUUUGAGUUAAUCACUUAUGGCCUUUAUGCUCCCGCACCACAUUCAUAGGCAGUAAAAACCCUGUUUCCAAAGUGUGCUUUACCUACAGAGCCAUGCCAGGUGCAGCAAAAUAUUUAAUUCCAGGUUGUUCAAGGGAAUAGUGAAUAAUCUGUUUGCUCAACACUCACUAUCAAACAUACACACCCACAUAUACAAAGAUCUCUCUCUCACACACACACAUACAGACACGCAAACACAUGGUGUUGUUUCGGGGGUAUGAUCAAAGGGCACUAUAUCAAUUCUGACAAAACAGGCAGCUUUGAACCUUUGUGACCCCCAGCCACUCCUUUGCCUCCAAUAAUCCCAUGCUGUGACACAGGACAGCCUAUUAUGAGGAAAUGUCAAACAAAGUGACAUGUUUCUAAACUAAAAACAUUUCCUGGUUCUCAUGUGUGUUACAUCCAUGUUGCCGGUAUUAUAUGUUUCUCCUGUUUAAAGACAGUUGCCUCUCAUCUGUUUGUCAGAUCAUUUUAUUAAUCUUUGAAAGAACAAGAACCCUUUUUACUAACUCGUAGUGUUUUUAUCUCCUAGCUGUGUGACAGUAUCUUCUAUUGGAAAGUGAACCAAGGCAAUAAAAGGUCACACGUGG